AUGGCCCCCGCAGCGGCGUCGGGGGGCAGUACCCUGCCCAGCGGCUUCUCCGUGCUCGCCACCUUCCCCGACCUGCUCUUCAUCCUCGAGUUUGUCUUCGGAGGCCUGGUAUGGAUCCUAGUCGCCUCCUCCCUGGUGCCCCUCCCGAUGGUCCAGGGCUGGGUGAUGUUCGUGUCUGUGUUCUGCUUCGUGGCCACCACAACCCUAUUUGUCCUGUAUAUGAUUGGCGCCCACGGUGGGGAUACUUCCUGGGUCACUCUGGAUGCGGCCUACCACUCUGUUGCUGCCCUGUUUUACCUCAGCGCCUCUGUCCUGGAAGCCUGGGCCACCAUCAUCAUGCAUGACGGCUUCACCUAUAAGCAGUACCAUGAAAACAUCUCUGCUGUGGUGUUCUCCUAUGUAGCCACUCUGCUGUACGUGGUCCACGCAGUGUUUUCCUUAAUCAGAUGGAAGUCGGCGUAG
This is a messenger RNA of Elephantulus edwardii (Cape elephant shrew), 462 nucleotides long. It is a transcript of the gene MAL, whose product is annotated as mal, T-cell differentiation protein. Gene Ontology annotation, biological process: myelination. NCBI's taxonomy places the organism in Eukaryota, Metazoa, Chordata, Mammalia, Macroscelidea, Macroscelididae. The record is from RefSeq and is a predicted model, not a curated record. Gene Ontology annotation, molecular function: structural constituent of myelin sheath. The transcript has 4 exons. Gene Ontology annotation, cellular component: membrane. Bases 1 to 462 code for a protein of 153 amino acids.